AUGGCGCCCACACAGCUCCCCGACUCGGGCAACCCUCUCGUCUUCUUCGAAAUGACCCUCGGCGGCGAAUCGCUGGGCCGCAUCACCUUUGAGCUCUUCAGCGACGUCGUCCCCAAGACGGCCGACAACUUCCGCCAAUUCUGCACCGGCGAGUCCAAGGACCCCGCCGGCCGGCCCCAGGGCUACAAGGGCUCCAAGUUUCACCGCAUCAUCCCCAACUUCAUGUGCCAGGGAGGCGAUUUCCUCAACGGCGACGGCUCUGGAUCAACCUGCAUCUGGGGCUUCAAGUCCUUCGAGGACGAAAACUUUACUCGCAAGCACGACCAGCCCGGUCUGCUGUCCAUGGCGAACGCCGGCCCCAACACAAACGGCUCCCAGUUCUUCAUCACCACCGUGCCCACCCCCUUCCUCGACGGCAAGCACGUCGUCUUUGGCAAGGUCGUCGACGGCAUGGACGUGGUCAAGAAGAUGGAGGCCACCAGGACCGGCUACAAGGGCAAGGACGUGCCCAACCUCGACGUCGUGAUAGUCCAGUGCGGUGAGAUGUAG
Messenger RNA from Hirsutella rhossiliensis, 549 nucleotides. RefSeq names its product cyclophilin type peptidyl-prolyl cis-trans isomerase/CLD domain-containing protein. Gene Ontology annotation, cellular component: intracellular membrane-bounded organelle. Bases 1 to 549 code for a protein of 182 amino acids. Gene Ontology annotation, biological process: protein folding; protein peptidyl-prolyl isomerization. The transcript has 5 exons. Gene Ontology annotation, molecular function: peptidyl-prolyl cis-trans isomerase activity. NCBI's taxonomy places the organism in Eukaryota, Fungi, Ascomycota, Sordariomycetes, Hypocreales, Ophiocordycipitaceae. The record is from RefSeq and is a predicted model, not a curated record.